GUGCGGAAAAAUGCAUUCCGUAAAUACACAAACACGCAUUGUGCGAAAUGAUUGUCGUGCUGAUGGUACUAUUUUUGGUCGUGAACUGUCACGAGUGUGACCCAGUUCUGGCCAAAGUAAAAAACCAACUAAGCAGGAAAAUCGACCAGAGUUUGUACAAGUACUAUGACCUCCAAGCCCAAGCCAAAACAAAUCAUAGACAAAUAAAGAAAAUAGUAAACAAGGUGCAUCCGAGUGCACUGAAUGAGUGCUACGUGGACGACAAACUAGGUACUCUGUAUGGAAUUAUACUCGAGUACCGACGAUUGCUAUCUGGAGUCACUUAUUCUGGGUACAAUUUUCAACAAAUAGACGACUAUUUCGAGAAAACCCGGUCCGAAAUCGAGCAAAACAACGCGCGAUGUAUAGCAAUAAUAAAAAGAUUUUGUUCUUAA
Molecule: messenger RNA, 434 nt
Organism: Zophobas morio
Lineage: Eukaryota; Metazoa; Arthropoda; Insecta; Coleoptera; Tenebrionidae
Exons: 2
Coding region: 48-434 (128 amino acids)
Source: RefSeq, a predicted model, not a curated record